AUGAUCAGCUACAUUAUCAGCGGAAUGCGUUCCGUGCGCGCAUCUCCACGCAACUCCCAUCGAACUCAAAUCGAGGUUCUGAUGGUAGGAUCACCGCGCGGAAGCGUCGCGGAAGGUUGUAUCAAAGGGUACGACAUGUCGCCGCCCCACUCAGAUAACUCGGUUAUCUGGCCCCUUCCGCCCGUCCUCGUUUUCGAACGAUCACGUCCUCCUACUGGGGGACUUCAACCUUCCCCACCCUGCCUGGGGCGGCGAGACCGGGAUGCCCUUUCUAACCAGUUACUUGACUUAAGGGAUAGAAGGUGCCUGGACCUCUGGCUAGAGCCGGGCACCACUACCAGAGAAGAAGCCGGAGCGAAGAUCACGAUCGACCUGGUCCUCGGCUCGCAGGACCUGACCCCUAGGCUCGUUGCCUUGGAGGUCACUGAAAAGAUCCACGCAGAUUCCGAUCACCUACCCAUACGGACCCUUAUCGACAUCCAAACCAAGACCCCGGAGGCGUAG
Aspergillus affinis is the source of this 504-nucleotide messenger RNA. RefSeq lists its product as uncharacterized. NCBI's taxonomy places the organism in Eukaryota, Fungi, Ascomycota, Eurotiomycetes, Eurotiales, Aspergillaceae. The transcript has 2 exons. The record is from RefSeq and is a predicted model, not a curated record. The coding region runs from base 1 to 504 and encodes 167 amino acids.